Molecule: messenger RNA, 3516 nt
Organism: Panicum virgatum (switchgrass)
Lineage: Eukaryota; Viridiplantae; Streptophyta; Magnoliopsida; Poales; Poaceae
Exons: 15
Coding region: 774-3266 (830 amino acids)
Biological process (GO): protein phosphorylation
Molecular function (GO): protein binding; ATP binding; protein kinase activity
Source: RefSeq, a predicted model, not a curated record
AUGGCAUCUGUGCAACUGGUCAUAACGCGGAUUCUUCUUGUCCACAUAUCAGAAGAACCCAGCCUGUUCUGUUCUCGUCCGCUGUCCACAGCCUCUCUCUUUCCCUGCGUCUCCUGCUAAGCUCUGCGUGGCCGCGUGGGGAUUGAUCCUUGCGUACACGCCAGAGAUAUGCUCGGAUCUCGGCAAGGAGCUUGAUCUUGGCCUUGGCGGUCGAUCAAGUUAGGGGCGAUGAGGAGAUCAAUCCCCGUGGAGAGAAGCAUCAUUUGGCUCUGAAGAGCUCGAUUUGGUCAGUAGGGUGUUGGAUCAGGCGGGCUGAAGCUUGAGGUAGUCCUUUGCCUUACAUGUCUGCGCGUCUACUUUAACAAGGAUCGCCUCCACUGCAGCUGCGUUUCAGUUCGUCGGUCGUCGUGCCACUGCCGGGCUGUGAGUAUUGAAGAGGAUUGCAACCACCCCCCGAUGAUGUCCGAUCCCAUGGAGAAGGGGAUUAACUGCAAAACAGAAGGUCUGUGCACCAUUAGAAACUAUUGCAAACGGCAGCAAGUUACCUGUUCUUUCUUCGUCAGUUUCCAUAUUACUUGUUUCAACAAAAGAAAUGAACAGUUGCUUCCUCCACACUAUUCAUCGGUAGAGCCGUAGAGGGCCUACCUCAGUAUGUUUCAUCUUCUCGUCCGAAAAUUUCAUGAUACUACUCGACCAAGAUCUCCCAUCUUUGGUUUUGUUCCUAUCAAAUUUAAUUGGGUCUUUCUAUUAAUAAUUGCUUUUGCGAAGGAGGAAUGGACAGUACAGCAAGGAGAUAUGAUAUGUACGAGAAGAUGCUGGAGAAUAUACUGCAGGAUCCAAGUGAACCGCCAGUCUCUUUGCCACUGGAAUUUUUGAAAGCCAUCACAGAUAAUUUCUCCAGCAACCAUGAACUCGGCAGGGGUGGCUUUGGAGUGGUUUACAAGGGAAUUCUCCGGAGCGGGAAAGUCAUUGCAGUGAAGAAGAUUUACGAUAGGUACCCUUUUGAGAAGGACAGCUCUUUAGACGAGAUCAGCCGUGUUAUGGGGAUCAUGCACCCAAAUGUGGUACAGCUCAUAGGUUACUGUGCCGAGACUAAGAUGGAUACAAUGACACACGACAGUGGGAAGCUGAUUGUGGCAGAAAUACGCUCACGGUUACUCUGCUUCGAGUAUAUUAGCAAUGGAGGCCUCGACAUGUAUAUUUCCAAAGAACAUUUGGAGCUUGGCUGGGACGAGGUAUACAAGAUAAUUAAUGGGAUUUGUAGUGGCUUAGAUGCCCUUCACGAGGAAAACAUUAUUCAUCUGGACCUGAAGCCACAGAAUGUGUUGAUGGAUGGUAAUAUGAUGCCUAAAAUAGUCGACUUUGGUUUGGCAAGGCUCUUGCGCGAAAAUAAAUCUAAAAUAUACACUCAGAGGCCCACAGGGACAGUCGGAUAUAUGGCACCGGAAUACUAUAGUGAUGGCAAAAUAUCUCCCAAGGCAGACAUAUUUAGUUUGGGUGUUAUAAUGAUUGAGUUACUCACAGGAAGUAGGAAGCAUCCCCGAAGCACGCCACAUUAUUCCUACACCUCUUAUGACGAUAAUACCCUCGAUAGUACCCAAGCAAAUCUGCAGCAAUUCACCGGGAAUGUGCUUGGCAAAUGGAAGAAAAUAUUUCAAAAAACACUGAAUGACGCAUCAGUCAUUCAAGUUUAUACCCAUCAGUUGAAGCAAUUGAUUGAUAUAGCCCUAAAAUGUGUGGACAGUGACGUAAAUAAAAGACCUACUGCAGCAGAUAUACUGCAAUUUUUCGAUCAUAAUGAAGCAGGAGGAAGUUCAUGCGAUCCAAUCUGCAAAUAUAGCCAGGUUAGAGAUCUCAUCAGUGUGCAGCCCAUCGAACUCAAAAUCCCCAUGGCAGAUCCAAACAAGUUCCUGCGGUCUUCAAGCUUGCUACACUUAAAUAACAACACAGUUGGACAUGUCGCCUACAGGAUCCUUUCCAAUAGUCUAUCGCCGCAUUUAGUUUGGCCGUCAUUUGGUUUUGUGCCUCCCGGGUGCAGGUACACUAUUGCUGUCACAAUGCGCUACCAGCAAAAUCCACCACCCAGAAAAGACAUGUUUUUUACACUAGAGAGCACCAGAGCGAGUGAUCAGGAAAUAAAGAACGCCAUUUCAAGGUAUUUAAUAUAUGACCACAAUGAUUUUUUUACAAAAGCAAAAGAUAAAGGCCGCCAGGUGCACGAGGCAAAACUUACUGCAGUUUAUGGAAAUAGUGAUCAGUCCGAAAUCAAGAUUGUACCCCUGGAAAAGUCUGAUUAUAUGUUGGGUUCCAUUGACGUGCAUCCAACGAAGCCAUGGAUUCUGAUUGUUGUCCGUAGGAAAAGGGAGACCUCAAUUAUCAUCUGGGACUAUAACACGGAGGAGAUGGCACGCCUCCCUGCUCACCGAGAUAGAAAAGUGUCUCCGUUGACUGCAAAGUUUCUUGCACGAAAGAAGUGGAUUAUAGUCGGAUGUUCGUCUGGUUACAUAAAAGUAUACAGUUAUUGCACUCUGUUUUCUGAAACAGAGAGUUUUAAAGCUCACGAAUAUGGUGUCGUAACCUCGUUGGAACUCCAUCAAAUUGAGCCUUAUGUACUAUCGGCAGUCACCGAAGGGCCCGAAGUGCCAAAUACAUCCGUGUGGUAUAACCCAAUGGACAAGAUAAAGUUGUGGGACUGGGAGAACGGCUGGAAACUAAUUCGCACAUUUAACACGGAUACAUAUAUUCGUCAGGUCAAAUUUAACCCAAAUGACGUAAAUAUAUUUGCUACUACGACUUCUACUGGGCCGAUAAAGGUCUGGGAUACCAGUUCAACAGAUUCGGUAUACGAAUUUUCUGGAAUGCGAUAUGCAAGGUGUUUGGAUUUCUUUUCACGAGAUGGCGUGCUGCACAUAAUUACUGUUCAAGAUUCGGAUACGAGAAAGGCCACGAUAUGGGAUUGCCAGAAAUCGAAAUGUGUUGCAACGCUCAAAGGGCACGUUGAUUCUGUUAAUGUAGUCUUUUCUUGUCCUGAAUUUCCAGUACUGAUUACAGGUUCAGUCGAUGGGUCAAUUCGUUUAUGGAACUCAAGUACUUUCAGUCUUCUGGGUGUACUGAACUGUGGCAUCUGUCACGUGAUGGCUAUAGCAUGGUUAAAGAAACCAGGAAGAAUUGCAAUCUUACAUCGUGAUGGAUUGGCUAUUACUGAAAUUGACCUGAGCAAACAGUUGUUAGCAUCUGAAGGACCGUACGAGUCAGAAGCAAGCUAGAUUGUUGGAGAAUAUAUGCAUAUUAUUUUACCCUACUUGAUACAAUUUCUGGAUUACAUGGAGAUUUGGGUUCAGUGCUUGGUUAUCGUUGCCCCCCACCAUUUGAGCAUUAGACAAUGUACCGUUCGAGCAAAACUGGUAGACCAUAAAUUGGAGAUUAUGAUCUACAAUAAAGAGAUUAAUGUAAAUCGUUAUUGUGUCGACAACUGUGUAACCGCUCCACAUGUAUAUGUUUUACGUGUCUUCGCUA